This is a messenger RNA of Entamoeba dispar SAW760, 978 nucleotides long. RefSeq lists its product as uncharacterized. Bases 1 to 978 code for a protein of 325 amino acids. Lineage: Eukaryota; Evosea; Mastigamoebida; Endamoebidae. Gene Ontology annotation, molecular function: GTP binding. The record is from RefSeq and is a predicted model, not a curated record. The transcript has a single exon.
AUGAGUAUAUCAGAACGUAAAACAACUAAAUUACUUUUGAUUGGAGGAACAGGUGAUGGUAAAAGUUCACUUGGUAAUUUUAUUUUGAAGAAGAAUGCCUUCAAAGUCAACGACACUCCAAAUUCAAUAACACAAAAAACUGAAGGGUCGUAUGGAGAAGAUGAUAGAAAUGAUAUAUUUGUUAUUGAUACCCCUGGUCUUCAAGACUCUGGAGAAAUGGAUGAAAACCAAUUAAACCAAAUGGUGAAUUACAUUAAAGAACAAAAAGGAUUAGAAGCGAUAGCUUUAGUUUUAAAUUUUAAUAGUGUUCAAUUUUUAAAUAAUAUUGAAGCACUGAUUAAGAAGUUGUACAAAGCAUUCCCAACUAAAGAUUUCUGGAGACAUGUCUGCAUUGUAUGGGCUAAGUGCUUUUAUUAUACUUCUGAAAAAACACUAGAAAAACAAAUAAAUAUAAAAAAAGAAAAAUAUCAGGAACAACUAAAGAGACUUGUUAAAGAAACAACAGGAAAAGAAGAAGGUAUUUCUUUCCCGAUGUUUUUUGUUGACUCUCAACCUGAUGAAGGGGAAGAUAAUGGAAGAUCUGAAGAAGAAGUUAAAACACUUUUAACAUGGAUCCGAAAUUUAGCGUCACUUAAUGUUGUUGAGAAAGUUGUGAGAAAGGAUUCUGAAUAUGAAAAGGUUAUUGUUGAAGAUCAAGAACGUAUAGAAAUUCUAGAAGUCACUGAAAAUGAAAUAAGAUAUCGAGUUAUUCACGAGAAAAGAGAGAAAAGAGUUAAACAUAAUGGAGAGAUUAGUGAAACAGAAUGGGAAUUGAUAAGUAGUGAAACUAAAACCAAACCAAUUCCAAAACAAUAUUCCGACACUACAAAAGAAGGGUUUUUGGUUUUAUUAGCUCGGGUUGGAGUUAGGGUGUUCGAACUUAUUUUAAGUGGGGCUUUUAGUUUAAGCAAGUUCUUGAGCAAUAUGUUCAAUUUAUAA